Molecule: messenger RNA, 2848 nt
Organism: Oryzias latipes (Japanese medaka)
Lineage: Eukaryota; Metazoa; Chordata; Actinopteri; Beloniformes; Adrianichthyidae
Gene: prkar1b
Product: protein kinase, cAMP-dependent, regulatory, type I, beta
Biological process (GO): negative regulation of cAMP-dependent protein kinase activity
Cellular component (GO): cytosol; cAMP-dependent protein kinase complex
Molecular function (GO): protein kinase A catalytic subunit binding; cAMP binding; cAMP-dependent protein kinase inhibitor activity
Source: RefSeq, a predicted model, not a curated record
CUGUCAAAGCUUGUGUGUUGAGAUGUAGGUGUGUGAAGUACCGUUGCUUCCUGAUCAGUCUCCACUGCUCAGGAUGCUUGCAGUGCCCCGUUGUCAUAGUGACAGAAGGUAGCGAGAAGAGCUUGCUCAUUGCGCCACCUGAUUGUGAGAGUGAGAGAGGGAGCCAGAGCGAGGGUAGGAAUCAGUGACACAGUUGCGCAGGAGCGAUGGAAAGGCAGACUUUUUGCUGCGAUCAGUGUUUUCAUCAGUAGACCAGCUCUCCGGCUGCUGUUUCUCUGGGUUUGGGGGAAUUUGGACACUUUUUCUCUUGUGCACCAACUUGGAUUAUCUGCCUACAUUUCCUGCAUAAAUGGAAGGAUGCUAACAUCUUUUAAUGUGCCAUUGAGAUGGGAAUCCAUGUGUCUAGACUCCCAUUCUUAAUGGAACACAAACACAGUUUGACUCGAUGCCUGGUGCCUCUGAGAGGCUGAGGGACACAGCAGGCCUGGCCAAGGGCCCUCCAUGCCAUGGAAGAAUGCAAGCAUAUUAUGGCACGCCAGAAAUCUAACAGCCAGUCAGACUCGCACGACGAUGAGGUGUCCCCUCCACCCCCUAACCCUGUCGUCAAGGCCCGCCGGCGCAGGGGAGGAGUCAGUGCUGAAGUGUACACUGAGGAGGAUGCUGUCAGCUACGUACGCAAGGUGAUUCCAAAAGACUACAAGACCAUGACUGCCUUGGCUAAGGCCAUUUCCAAGAAUGUGCUGUUCGCUCACCUGGACGACAACGAAAGAAGUGACAUCUUUGAUGCCAUGUUCCCAGUCACCCACAUUGCGGGGGAAACAGUUAUCCAGCAAGGUGACGAGGGAGAUAACUUCUAUGUGAUUGACCAGGGUGAAGUGGAUGUGUAUGUUAAUGGUGAGUUGGUGACCAACAUUGGAGAAGGAGGUAGUUUUGGAGAACUAGCCCUAAUCUAUGGGACUCCAAGAGCUGCAACUGUCAAGGCCAAGACUGAUCUGAAGCUGUGGGGCAUUGACCGGGACAGCUACCGGCGCAUCCUCAUGGGGAGCACUUUAAGAAAGAGAAAGAUGUAUGAGGAGUUCCUCAGCAAAGUCUCCAUUCUUGAGUCUUUGGAUAAGUGGGAGCGGCUGACUGUGGCUGAUGCUCUGGAGCCUGUUCAGUUUGAGGAUGGAGAAAAGAUUGUGGUGCAAGGAGAGCCGGGCGAUGACUUCUUCAUAAUUACAGAGGGAAUAGCCUCCGUUCUGCAGCGCCGCUCUGACAACGAGGAAUAUGUGGAGGUUGGACGCCUUGGACCAUCCGACUACUUUGGUGAGAUCGCCCUGCUGUUGAACCGGCCCCGGGCAGCCACGGUGGUGGCCCGAGGCCCCCUCAAGUGUGUAAAGCUGGACAGGCCCCGCUUUGAGCGCGUGCUGGGGCCCUGCUCUGAGAUCCUCAAGAGAAACAUCCAGAGAUACAACAGCUUCAUCUCCCUCACCGUGUGACAGGUCAAAGCCCCCACCAGCAGGGGUGUUCAUCAUCAGCAUCUGAAUUUCGAAGACGGCGUCAAGCAGGAUGUGAGGUUGCCAUAAGGUGGAUUCAACAUCCCCAACAAGAAAGUGCUUGUUUUCUGCAAUUUUGAAAUGUUUUUUUUUUUUUUUUUAAUUAUUUGCUUGUUUCUUUUCUGUGCACUUUGACUUGAUCUGUGCUGUGGUAGCUUUAUGUCAAACGACCAUGUGAGAAGGCUAAUGAUUUAAUGUGAACAGAUCGUGCAGAGUGUGUCAGAUAUAAAUGACGCAUGCAAGACUGCCUGAGAACAAUGUUUGCACUUUCAAGUCAUUUCUGAAGGAGAUGGAUAAAGUCAGGAAGCAUGGAUGAAGUGCAGUCAUGUUUACGUACAGCGUGAGGAAGUGGCCAUGCAUUUCUUCACUCGCUUGCCGUUUGGCUUUUUCCUACUUCACUUUUGACUGUGGUACGAUUCUAAAUCAAAGCAAGCAGAUUUUUGUUACCAUUUAUUGUAGCUUUAAGAGUUCAAAAAAUGUUGCUAAAACUGUUAGUUUCAUUUGAGGAGUUUCAGGAGGCACACUUUUGUUAACUUUUAUUUUGAAACUUCUCAAAAAAAGGCUUCAGCCAAACACAACUUAAUCCUUCUACUAAUGUAUUAUCUGUGCAUCACAGCAUGUUAUAGGUCAUUUAAAAUAAACAGAUCCAUUCUUGAAAUACUUGUUAGCAUCUUAAUUUUUCACUUUUUUUUUUUCAAAUGCACACUGUAGCAGUAAUAAGUUUUUGUUGUUACGACUCACAACGAAAAAGCUUUCGUCUCACUUUUAGUAAAUGCUUAGCCAUGUUUUUCUUCCUUUUUUGGCUUAAAAAAUGCAAACUUUUAUGUUUAGUUUUGCAGGUUUUUAACUCUUUGUGUGGUGUUCUGUCAAAAAUAAUAAAAAGUAUGGUUUUCUGAAGCAGCUCAGUCUAACCUGAGCUUUUAUAUUCCAAAGGUACUGUAGCGUUUUACAUCCACUUUGCAAACACGGUCUAAAAAAAUAAAAACUCACGUAAAGCGCUCAUUUGUUUACCCGGUCUCAGGACUUGCAAAGCUUCAACAAAAACAAAUCUAACCUGACAAUUUGUUAAAACUGAUUUUCUCUGAUUGAUAUUGUGUCUGCACCACACGCCUGCAGUUCAAAGUCAAUAAUUAUAGACGUUGGAGUGACGUAAUAAAUGUGCGUUGCUUUCUUUUGAUCAACUUCCACAUCUGAACCAGCAACUCAUGUUGUGUAUAUGGAAUUGUUUAAAAAAAUCCUUCUGUAUGCCCUUUCUUGUAAUUUUUUCUUUUGACUAUUAAUAAUCUUGGAAAAUAAAGCUAAGUCUAAAUCUG